This is a messenger RNA of Caenorhabditis briggsae, 921 nucleotides long. RefSeq names its product Protein CBR-CPZ-1 (gene Cbr-cpz-1). The coding region runs from base 1 to 921 and encodes 306 amino acids. Gene Ontology annotation, cellular component: lysosome. The record is from RefSeq and is a predicted model, not a curated record. The transcript has 5 exons. Gene Ontology annotation, molecular function: cysteine-type endopeptidase activity. Lineage: Eukaryota; Metazoa; Nematoda; Chromadorea; Rhabditida; Rhabditidae.
AUGAGAACCGUUGUGCUCCUUCUCGCACUAUGUGCAAUCUCAAUUCUCGCCUCUUCAGUAUUUGGAAAAGUGAAGAAGUAUUCCAAUCGUAACCGAUACAAUCUCAAGGGAUGCUACAAACAAACUGGAAAUGUCUACGAGCAUAAACGUUACGAUAGAAUCUAUGAGACAGAGGACUUCGAUUCGGAGGAUCUUCCAAAGGUCUGGGAUUGGAGAGACGCUAAUGGAAUCAACUACGCUUCUGCUGACAGAAACCAACACAUUCCACAAUAUUGCGGAUCAUGCUGGGCGUUUGGAGCCACGAGUGCAUUGGCUGAUCGUAUCAACAUCAAGAGAAAGAAUGCAUGGCCACAAGCCUAUCUUUCUGUUCAAGAAGUGAUUGACUGUUCUGGAGCAGGCACAUGUGUUAUGGGAGGAGAGCCAGGAGGAGUGUACAAAUAUGCUCAUGAACAUGGAAUUCCACACGAAACUUGCAACAACUACCAAGCCAGAGACGGAAAGUGCGAUCCAUAUAAUCGUUGCGGAUCUUGCUGGCCAGGAGAGUGCUUCUCUAUCAAAAACUACACUCUCUACAAAGUUUCUGAAUACGGAACAGUUCGUGGAUACGAGAAAAUGAAGGCUGAAAUCUACCAUAAGGGACCAAUCGCCUGUGGAAUUGCCGCUACAAAAGCAUUCGAAACAUAUGCUGGAGGAAUCUAUAAGGAGGUCACUGAUGAAGAUAUCGAUCAUAUCAUAUCGGUUCACGGAUGGGGAGUUGAUCAUGAGACUGGAGUUGAAUAUUGGAUUGGAAGAAACUCUUGGGGAGAGCCAUGGGGAGAGCGUGGAUGGUUCAAGAUCGUCACUUCUCAGUAUAAGAAUUCUGGAAGCAAGUACAAUUUGAAGAUUGAGGAAGACUGUGUUUGGGCUGAUCCUAUCGUUUAA